UACUAAUUUUGAAUGGUAUUGCGAACAUGAUAGCUGAUAAAAGAAAACUGAGCAGGAGGGCAAAGCCGUGCUGUGUUGUAAAGAAGACAGGCAACAACCAACAAAACUAGAAAAAGAGGAGGAAGCAAACCCGCUUCCACUACCACCACUACUCUUUCCAUCAGCUCAGCAAAAGCAAAUAGAAGAAGGCGGGCGGCAGGACAAGCGCAGCGCACCCACCCGAGUCCCCAACCCAAUAAUCUUCUUCUUCCUCCCACCACCACCACCAUCCUCUUCCCCUUUCCUUUCCCCCCACGCCCACAACUCCUUCCUCAAUUCCCCUUUCUCCGUUUUGUUCGGAAAUAGGGACAAGGUCGUCAGGGGCUAUGAUCUCCUCCUCUUCUUCGCCGCCGUCGUCCUCUUCCAGUAGCAAUAAGCCGCCGCCGCCUCCUCCGCAGCAGGCCAGCAAGUGGCGCAGCGGCACGCAGCACAAGAUCUACGGGCGGCGCCUGCUGGACGCGCUCCGCGCCACGGGUGGCGGGCAGCCGCGCGCCGUCAAGGCCGCGGCCGACUCGGCGCUGGCGCUCACGGCGCGCGGGCAGACGCGGUGGAGCCGCGCCAUCCUGCUUGCCGGCGCCGCCUGCAGCCGGCGCCGCGUGCUGGUCAAGGCGGGCGGCAAGAUCCGGCGGCGCCACCGCCGACCGAACAAGAGCAGCAAAGCGGCCUCUUUUUCCCAGGAGGAGGAGGGCAGGGGCAAGGUGCAGGAGCGGCUCCGCGUGCUGGGCCGCCUCGUCCCGGGCUGCCGGAAGCUCCCCGCGCCGGACCUGCUGGAGGAGGCGGUCGACUACGUGGCGGCGCUGCAGAUGCAGGUCAGCACCAUGCGCGCGCUCGCCGACGCGCUGGCGGCGGCGCAGCUGUCCGACGACGCAGGGGCGGCGGAGAGGUGAUUGGUUGGGCUUGGCUUGGCUUGGCCCCAUGACAUGAUUGAUUAGAUUGAUCACCAACCAUACCAUACCAUCCUGCAAUGCAACCAGCUGAUGUGAUUGCAUUAUUAUACUCUAUUUACUGGAAUCGUGAGUAAUCAUUGACGAUUAAAUCGAUGGUGGGAUGGUCAUGAUCCAAUCAAUGAUCCAUGCAUGAUACUGAAUUGAUGCAGCUGCAGCUGCUGCUCAUGAUUUGUAAUCCUGAAUUGAAUUGAUGCAGCAGCAGCUGCUGCUGCUCAUGAUUUGUAAAUUCGUGUCCUUUCUUUGCUUGUUGAUUACUGAUGGAUGGAUGGAUGAUCCAUCCAGAUCCAUCUUGUAAGUGAAUGCUGCUCUUCUCCUCUGCUUUUGCUGUGCUGUGGAUUGCCUUACCUAUUUACCAUCUGCUAUUGUGCUA
Setaria italica (foxtail millet) is the source of this 1356-nucleotide messenger RNA. Its product is annotated as transcription factor bHLH150-like. Gene Ontology annotation, biological process: regulation of DNA-templated transcription. Bases 366 to 926 code for a protein of 186 amino acids. NCBI's taxonomy places the organism in Eukaryota, Viridiplantae, Streptophyta, Magnoliopsida, Poales, Poaceae. The transcript has a single exon. Gene Ontology annotation, molecular function: protein dimerization activity. The record is from RefSeq and is a predicted model, not a curated record.